Molecule: messenger RNA, 2167 nt
Organism: Sinocyclocheilus rhinocerous
Lineage: Eukaryota; Metazoa; Chordata; Actinopteri; Cypriniformes; Cyprinidae
Product: protein MEMO1
Exons: 9
Coding region: 208-1200 (330 amino acids)
Source: RefSeq, a predicted model, not a curated record
AACGGAAGCCGAGAUGGGCCAAACCAGCCCAUCCGGAUAACAGAGACAAACUUGGCAGCGAGCGGAUGAACUGGUCGGAUCUUUGUUCUUCACAGACAGACUAUCAACCUCUUUAUAGUUUUGCGUAUCGUCACUUAUAUGUCUCACAUUUAUAUCAAGAUUAUAUAGAAUACUCCUUCCCUGUGCACGCAGCUUCAGCACAGGCAUAUGCUUUUUGAGCUAGCAUAUUUUCCUAGUGUUUUUAGUUCAUUCUUCCCCCCACCGACGAGGUUUUAUUGGACCAAGAUAGGCGGCGCGGGCACCAAGAUGUCGAACCGGAUGGUGUGCAGAGAAGCGAGCCACGCCGGCAGCUGGUACACGGCCUCAGGAUCCCAGCUUAACGCACAACUCGAGGGCUGGUUAUCUCAAGCACAACCUACAGCCGGUCCAGCUAGAGCCAUAAUAGCACCGCACGCUGGCUACACUUACUGCGGCGCGUGUGCCGCCCACGCCUACAAGCAGGUGGACCCCUCCAUCACUCGGAGGGUGUUCAUUCUUGGCCCCUCUCACCAUGUGCCACUGUCUCGCUGUGCCCUCUCCCCCGCCGAGGUCUACAGAACGCCACUGUACGACCUGAGGAUCGACCAGAAGGUUUACGCUGAUCUGUGGAAAACAGGCAUGUUUGAAAGGAUGAGUCUGCAGACAGACGAAGAGGAACACAGCAUUGAGAUGCACCUGCCUUAUACCGCUAAAGCCAUGGAGAGCCAUAAAGAUGAGUUCAGCAUCGUCCCUGUGCUGGUGGGAGCUCUGAGUGAAUCUAAAGAGCAGGAAUAUGGCAAGCUGCUUAGCAAAUACCUGGCUGACCCUUCUAAUCUUUUCAUCAUCUCUUCUGACUUCUGCCACUGGGGUCAACGUUUCCGUUACACCUACUUCGAUGAAAGUCAAGGGGAGAUCUACAGAUCUAUCGAGCACCUUGACAAAAUGGGAAUGGGAAUUAUAGAACAGUUGGACCCCAUCUCCUUUAGCAAUUAUUUAAAGAAAUAUCAUAAUACUAUUUGUGGUCGCCAUCCCAUCGGCGUUCUUCUAAAUGCUGUGGCGGAACUGAAAAAGAAUGGCGUAGACAUGAACUUCUCUUUCCUAAACUAUGCGCAGUCGAGCCAGUGCCGAAACUGGUCGGACAGCUCUGUGAGUUACGCUGCUGGAACUCUCGUCGUUCAUUGAGGUGAACUUUCCCAGGAACCGCAGAGCCUCCUAGAAGACCCCAGCCCCUCUCACCCGUGUCCCCAUCCUCCCUCGCCUCUACUAUAGGAAGGACAUAUGAAGCUUGUUGCAGCUGGGAAUCCUCAUACAUACCCCGAAUCCAGAUGUAACGUUAGAUACUAACCUCCUCUUCCUACUGCUUUCCCUGUACCCCGUUUUCCAUGUGAGGCAACUUGGAUGAUGCUAUAGCUUGAAGUAAGUUUUUUGGGUGUUGCAAGGUCAGUUUUUUGGUGGUGUUUUUUUCCUUGUUUGUUGGGAGGGGAGGGCAAAAUCCACUUUUGACCCUCCAAGGACGUUAGAUGUCCGAAGAGCCCUUGUGUAAUUUAAAAGCAAGACACAUUUAAAGUUUAAAUAAAAGAAAUAAAACCAUCGACAUUGCAGUCUUUUUGCAAGUCUGCAUAUAUAAUCUACAUAACGUCUCACCUAAUGAUAAAUGAGACAAAGGAAGUUGACAGACUGCAACAUGCUAUGUCCAUGUACACCCUGAGAAUUGUAGUAAUAGCUACUGCGUUGGUCCUGUUGUAGUUUUUAAAGGGCUACACAAUACCCACUAACCCUCAACUGUUCUGGAUAUACCAAAAAAGAGUUUUUCUCUCAUCUAAUCUUUUAUUGUAGUCAAAUUAAAGUUUUUUUUUCUGAUUCUUAUAUUCUGUUCUGUUUAUUUUCCCUUUGUGAUCACCAUUAUUUAGCUUUCUAGUUUUACUAUGCGUUUGACAUAUAAUCUCAAACUGUGUGGAAGCAUAUAGUAGUGUUUGAAGUCCACAGGAAGUGCAGUACAGUUCAGACUGCCUCAAAAUGGCUGUUCUAUCCCUUCAAUCCCAAAACUUUUAAAUCGUGAGGGGGGAUUUAUUUUGGUUAUUCUGAAACAAUUUUAUUUUCUCAUGCAAGUUAGCAGCCAUGUUUAACAGCUGACUAGUAGUUAGUGAUG